AUGAAGUCAUUCGGCAUCUUCCGCGGUGGGGGGCAAUUGAGCUCGUCUUCCCAAGGGUCUCCGGGGCAGAGCGGAAGGGUCCCCGACGGAGGAAGACAGGGACGGAGAGUGAUCCCCACCCGGCCGUUCUCCAGCGGGGCCAGGCCCGGUGAUGCCCAUGAGCAAGUCGUCCCGUUGCUCAGGAUGGGAAGUCCGCUUGGCGGAGGAGCGCCGGUCUCGACGUGCGACACGCCGAUCACAACGCCAAUUGCUGUCGAGGUUUUAGACUUGGCUCUUAGCCCCGCGAGAACCCCUACAGGUCUCACAAGCCCUUAUGCGAUCGACGAAUUGUUUGACCUCGGCGAGAACAAGCAACACGAGCUCGACGAGGCUACUCAAUUGGCUCUGAAAGGCUUCACUCCAUCUCAACGUACCUUUGCUGUUGACAUCUCGUAG
Molecule: messenger RNA, 435 nt
Organism: Colletotrichum costaricense
Lineage: Eukaryota; Fungi; Ascomycota; Sordariomycetes; Glomerellales; Glomerellaceae
Exons: 2
Coding region: 1-435 (144 amino acids)
Source: RefSeq, a predicted model, not a curated record